Molecule: messenger RNA, 3013 nt
Organism: Tigriopus californicus
Lineage: Eukaryota; Metazoa; Arthropoda; Copepoda; Harpacticoida; Harpacticidae
Product: protein Son-like
Exons: 5
Coding region: 86-2947 (953 amino acids)
Biological process (GO): regulation of cell cycle; regulation of mRNA splicing, via spliceosome
Molecular function (GO): RNA binding
Source: RefSeq, a predicted model, not a curated record
UGGCCUCUACUUUUCCCGUUGACCUAGCAACGCUGGGAAGUAUUGUUGUUGAGGAAUUGUCGUGAAACACAGCAAAUGAGACGAAAUGACAUCCGAGUCCAUUUUAGCCGAGUUAUUUGACUCGAUUCGAGCCCAAGAAAGUGACGAUUCGGCUCCAAGUUCCAUUGUCUCUGAUGAUGGGGAAAAAAACAUGGAAUCGGAUCGUCGGGAGGAUGAGGGUGACGAGAAGAAGCGAGAGAGAAAAGAGCGAAAACGGAAGAAAAAAGAGAAAAAGGCCAAGAAAAGACGAAGAAGAAAGUCACAAAAAUAUAAUGAACAUGAUGAAGAAGAAGAGGAAGAACGAAGAAAAAGUGAACACUCGCGCGAACGAAAGAGCUCCUCUUCACGGACAGACAGACAUGCCAGAGAUGACCUUGAGAGAAGGAAUAAUGGUGGAGAAACCGCGAUCAAAUCCUUAAGGCAUCCUUCUCAUGCCCGGUAUGAGUCCAAGUGCAGGGAAGCUGAUAGGGAUCAUCGCUUAGAAUAUCAUCGAAGAAGUGAUCAUGAGACUCAGUCUCGACGGCAUGACUCCAACCGAGCCAGAGAUAGUCGAUCUUCUCGUGAGCGACACCGCAGACACGACCUGAAGAGACAUCAAGAGAGUCGGGCUCCAAUUCGUCGGGACGAUGACAUCUUUUGGGAUUCGACCUGGGAUGCCAUGGAACUGCAAAAGAAGGCCGAUCAACAAGAGCGAAGAGGUAAACACUUCUGGCGAGAAGAUCGCGAAAGAACGCCAACCCUCAGUCCCAGUCUAAGUCCAAAAAGGGAACGAUUACCGAGUCCGGAUUGCGAGGAAUUAAGACGAUUAAAGAAGCUGAAGGCCAUUCAGGAAUUCGCUGUGAAAGACGACGAGAAAUAUGUGAGCGUUCCUCCGGAUAGCAAUGACUUUGAAUACGACAACAUGACGAAAAUGUGGAAACGAAAGAUCCAGGAGGCUCCGAAAAUACAUUGCAGGGAGAAAACUUAUGAUGAGAUCCUCAAAGAGGGAAUGGAAGAACAGUUUCAGAUCAAGGCCGAACAAAUAGAUCCUAGGGAUAAAGAUGAAGUCACCUUGAAUAAGAAGAUCGAUCGCUCCAAACUCACGUUGGACGAAAUUGAAGAAAUCCGAAGGAAGCGGGAAAAGUUCAAGAAAGAAAAAGAAAAGAAAGAGAAAGAAGAAAAAGAGGAAGGAGAAAUUGAAGAUGUUGCUGAAGGAAAUGUCCCGCCCAAGAGAGAUCGUUCCAGACGAACAAGUCCGAAUCGAGCACAUCGAUCCGUAUCCCGCCGAAGAUCCGGGUCUAGGCAUUAUGAACGAGGUCGAGAUCGCUACGAGCGAUACCCUUCUAAACGUGAUAACUUCGGUCAAAGUCGCCACUACGAUGGUCAUAACCGCAAUCGUUACUCUAUUCGCAGUCGGUCUAGAUCUCGAGAACGACGUCGAUCCAGGUCCAGAUCCAGAGAUCGUUUCAGGGGCUCCAAAGCUGCCAUUGACAAAGAAAAGCUUUUAGCGAUCGCCAAGAAGAAUGCCGUCAAGCUCCUUAGUAGUGACAAUCUAAUGGGCAUGGAUCAUGGCCGACUCCUAGCCAUCAAAUCCGGAGGCCAAAAUCUGGCCCAAUUGACAGAUUUCUGUCGCGAAUUGGCCAGAAAGGGAAUCACGGAUGAAUUCUCGGAUCACGAAAAACUGCUUCCAGGUCAAUCCGAUGAUGAGGAAGUCGAGUAUCAUCACCCAUUCAUGGUCAAGGAUAGACCCGUUCCCACACCGUUCUCAUUCGGAAGGGCUCCUGGAUCGAGCUUAGCGGCCACCGGAGUAGCCAUCGAAUAUCUCAAUCCCGAGGCCAAAGUCGCGGCCAAAAGUCAUCGUAUGCUAGAGUUUCCUGUCUCUAGUGGCAAUGCUCACCGAGUCAAAGAAACCACCACUAUAGAGAAAGAAGAAAAUCCUAAAGAGGCCACACCACCUCCUCCAACGACAGCAAUAAUUGUUCCCGAACCGGUGGAAGUCACAAAAGAAAGCGUGGAAACGCCUCAAGUUGAAACCCAAGCUGAAAUUGUCAAUAAAUCUAAUCCCCUGGGGGUUCUCAUGUUUGGCGGGGCCAAAGAGCCUGAACCGGAAGUCAAGGCUGUGGAACCACGUGCGCAAUUGGCGAUUGAAGGUCCGAAGCCAGCGACAACGCCCGAAAUCGAGGAGAGCGCUUCGGUGUUCGAAAACGUCGAAGAGCCCAACAAAGACAUUGGUAGUAUAGUGAGUCAACGUCUCGAUGCCAUGAGGAAACUCAGCGACAAUCCACAGAACCCAGAGGCCCUGUCGGAAUUGUAUAAUGCACAGAAGCAAAUGUCCAAGUGGGCCGAGUCGAAAAACAAGCCUGGACAAUUCACGGGACACACGGGGGCUCAAAUCCUUUCCCAUGCCGAACUUUCUACCGGAAUACAAGCCUGGGCCAAACAAGAUCAGUUCGUGAAGGCGAAAAAGGUAUCCGGUGGCUUUGGAGAGUUCAUGUUAAAGAAAAUGGGUUGGCAGGAGGGCGAAGGCUUGGGGAAAGACAAAUCCGGGGAUGUGGAUCCUCUAACCUUGGACAUCAAGCACGAUAAGCGUGGUCUCAUCGCCAUGGAGGAGGAAAUCUUCAAGAAGAAAAGCCGAGGAGGUGGAGAUGUGAUGACCUUAACCGGUUGCAAGGACAUCUCUGCCAAACAUCCAGUAUCUGGUCUCAUGGAAUUGGCCACCAAGAGACGAUGGGGACCUCCAAAUUUUGUUCAAGCAUUUGAGUUCGGGCCCUCUCACAAGAAACAAUACAUCUUCAAGGUUACUGUCAAUGGAGUGGAUUAUCAACCGACUAUUGCAAGUGAUAAUAAGAAGAAAGGUAAAGCUGAUGCGGCCACCGUCGCUCUCCAGGAACUUGGGCUUUUACCGAAGGAUCCGAACAAUCCAUUAUGAAAGUGUUGUCUUAUCAGUAUCAAUGUCAUCAUCGGUUGUCAAAUAAAAAUUACGCUCAGCAUUGCA